CUAUUGUAAGUCGAGCACGGAAGGAAGUGGCUCGACAGAAGAGGGGAGAGAAAGAAACACAUUCAUACCACGGGAAAAACAAAAUGAGACUGGAAAUCGUGUCUGCUAGGGCGGCAGUGGCGGUCUCGCUACUGGCAACCGCAGAGGCCUCUCGACACGGCCACGUUCAUCGGGAGAAGCAUCACCAUUCCGAGGCGAGGGUUGGUGCCCAGGUCGAGAAAAGAGGGGGACAUUGUCAAUUCCCGGCAGACGCCGGCUUGGUGGCGGUGACACCAAACGAGCAGAAUGGCGGCUGGGCCAUGAGUCCCGAUCAACCUUGUAAGCCCGGGAACUACUGUCCCUAUGCCUGCCCUCCGGGGCAGGUAUCGAUGCAGUGGGAUCCCAAGGCGACCUCGUACACAUACCCAUUGUCUAUGAAUGGAGGCUUGUACUGUGAUGAGAACGGCUCUAUUAGCAAGCCCUUCCCGGACAAACCCUAUUGCCAGGAUGGUACAGGUGUUGUGUCUGCCAAGAACAAGUGCAGUGGCAAUGUCGCGUUCUGCCAGACGGUCUUGCCUGGUAAUGAGGCCAUGUUGAUCCCGACUAUGGUCCAGGAGCUGGAGAUGAUUGCCGUCCCUGGUAUCGACUACUGGUGCGAGACUGCUGCCCAUUACUACAUCAACCCUCCUGGCAUCGACACGGAGACAGCCUGUGUUUGGGGCACUUCGGCCAAUCCCUACGGCAACUGGGCGCCCUAUGUUGCGGGUGCAAACACCGAUGGCACCGGCAAUACCUUCGUGAAGAUCGGCUGGAACCCUAUAUACCUCGAACCUACAACUCCCUUUCGCAAUCUCAUGCCUGAUUUUGGUGUUGAGAUUGUCUGUGAAGGUGAAGGCUGCAACGGGCUUCCCUGUAAGAUUGAUCCAUCUGUCAAUGGGGUGAAUGAAAUGGUGGGCAGCAGCACCGAUGGUGCUGGCGGCGCUGCGUUUUGUGUUGUCACUGUUCCUCAGAAUGCAAAGGCCAACAUUAUUGUCUUUGAAAAAUCCGGAGAUUCUGCAUCGCAUUCUCACUCUUCGGCCUCCAUAUCAACAAUUUCCAUCACGUCCGGCUCCAGCUCUAGCUCCAGUUCCACCUCCAGUUCCACCUCCAGUUCCACCUCCAGUUCCAGUUCAAGCUACAGCUCAAGCAACAGCCGGACCUCCACUUCUACCGCCCCGUGGAGCGUCUCGAGCUCCACUUCAUCCACUGAUGCUUUCAGAUCUUCGACCAGUCUCAGCUCGAGCAUGAGCUCUAGUAUUUCAACUGCCACCUCGACGCCACAGUCAACCGAGUCAUCAACAGCAUUUGCUGACCAAAGCCCCCUCUCUUCCGCGGCGUCAAGCACCAGCUCUACCUCCAGUAACACCAUUAUUAGGCGGCCCCAGAGCUCAUCGGUCAGCUAUAACUACCAACCACACGUUUUUGCACAGGUCACUGGGAAUACACUGUCUAAUUCUGCAUCGACCGGAAUCACACCCCCUGCUGUUUCCGCAUCGGUUUUGGGCCUGAAGAAGAGCGCAGCCUCAUCUGUGACCGUUUCCGCGUUGAGCGUCACCCUCAGCGUUGUGAGCGUUGUCAUGCUUUUUUGGUAAACCAACAAGAAGAUCAAUAACUUCUCGUACAUACAUAGCACAAGUCGGUGGGUCGACCUCGGUUCCAUGUCAUUCCACAAUCUCAUCCUUUCC
Molecule: messenger RNA, 1703 nt
Organism: Penicilliopsis zonata CBS 506.65
Lineage: Eukaryota; Fungi; Ascomycota; Eurotiomycetes; Eurotiales; Aspergillaceae
Exons: 3
Coding region: 84-1610 (508 amino acids)
Source: RefSeq, a predicted model, not a curated record